This is a messenger RNA of Microtus oregoni (creeping vole), 3666 nucleotides long. RefSeq lists its product as uncharacterized. The record is from RefSeq and is a predicted model, not a curated record. Lineage: Eukaryota; Metazoa; Chordata; Mammalia; Rodentia; Cricetidae. The transcript has 5 exons. The coding region runs from base 1 to 3666 and encodes 1221 amino acids.
AUGUCAGAAAAUUGCCAAAGUGCACCUUUCACUGGGACAGAAUGUGCUCUGCAACCCUCUGUGCCUGUGCUGAGGAAUGCCACACCCUCAGCAGGAACUGUGUGCAAUUUCUAUGGGGUCUGCACCCCAGCUGUGAGCUCAGCAUGGCUCCUGUCAUCAGACUCCAGCACAUGCUGCCAGCAGCUCAUGGACAGUGCCUGUCUUUACCAACGAGCUGGCACGACCAUGCUGACUGAGCCAACUGACCAGAACCAGAUCUCUACUUCGACAUUUUCCUAUCCAGGUGUUCUCCACUGGGAUCUCAGAGAAAGCACCACCAGAAGGGAAGCUCCAUUCCUGGAUGCCCCUGUAACUGUCAUUGACCAGAAUACCACCCCCUCGUCUAGGUCUAUAACAGCCCAGUGUGACAAUACUUUCCAUAUCAAUGCAUUACCGCCAUCCUAUCCAACACUGUCUGCCUGCCUUGUACAGGCAACGCCAUCAAAUCUACCAGAUCAACGAUAUAUCCUGGCACCUUGCUACCUGGAUGGAAGUCAGGUCUAUUACAAUGACCAGAACAGCCUGGGUCCUCCGAUGGCUGAAGAAUUCUGGCAGUGCCUGCAGGCCUAUGGCUCUGUGUCCUGCUCUGGGAAUCAGGCUUCCUCUCUGCACCCAGGGAUGGUGAAGGCACUACAGGAGAUUCAGCCAAUGAACAUCCAAACACCUUUCUCCACCUGUCCCAUCUACUGGCCCACAUCUGCUCAAACCAUGCCAGACACCAGUCUUCAAGUGGUGGAGAGGGAGACAACCCUGGGGUUGACACCUUCAGGGCAGACACUGUGUCUGCUGCAGAGUCCAGACCUCGGCAAUGCCUGCACCCAGGAUGCCCAGAUGAAGACAGCACCUGUCAGUAGGAGCAGGUCAUUAAUUGCCCUCAUGCACAGUCCUUCUGAAUUCCUGGCCUUGCCUCCAGCCACAAGCCUGGAAAAGACACAGAAGAACAAUGCAGAUGAGAUGAAUGCUGAGCAAUCAACACCUCUGGAUUCCUAUGAGGGCACAAAAUGUAACCAAGACGCAUCACCCCUCCCUUCAGCAUACCCUGGCAUGCAGCAGCCCUUGAACUACAGUGAUGUUGGGAGCCUGAGGCAGAAGCUAGCUUCUCAAAAUGCCACUUUGGGAAACAGUAGCCUUGGUCUGGAAGACCCUGAGGCUCUGCAGAGUGUCAUGGAGUCUAGCAAUGACUUUGCAGACAUGACUACUCUGGUGGCAGAUAUUCACCUUCCCCAACUCUUAAACUUCAACACUGGCCUUGACCAAAUGGAAGAUCACACAGCAAGCCAAACCAAAGACUCCAAAGACAUCAGGAGGGACCAGGCCCAGUCACGCACCAGCAUCUUAAGUGGACUAUCUGAACUGGGCCUCAAGAAAAACCAGAAAGUCUCUGAUGUGUUUCAUGGAGCUCUUCAGGCCAGAACCCAUCACGAGGAUAUGCUGAAGGAAGAUGAUCCUGGAACCAUAGACAACACGGCCAACCACGUGCAGAAAAAUUGCCAAAGUGCACCUUUCACUGGGACAGAAUGUGCUCUGCAACCCUCUGUGCCUGUGCUGAGGAAUGCCACACCCUCAGCAGGAACUGUGUGCAAUUUCUAUGGGGUCUGCACCCCAGCUGUGAGCUCAGCAUGGCUCCUGUCAUCAGACUCCAGCACAUGCUGCCAGCAGCUCACAGACAGUGCCUGUCUUUACCAACGAGCUGGCACGACCAUGCUGACUGAGCCAACUGACCAGAACCAGAUCUCUACUUCGACAUUUUCCUAUCCAGUGGUGGAGAGGGAGACAACCCUGGGGUUGACACCUUCAGGGCAGACACUGUGUCUGCUGCAGAGUCCAGACCUCGGCAAUGCCUGCACCCAGGAUGCCCAGAUGAAGACAGCACCUGUCAGUGGGAACAGGUCAUUAAUUGCCCUCAUGCACAGUCCUUCUGAAUUCCUGGCCUUGCCUCCAGCCCCAAGCCUGGAAAAGACACAGAAGAACAAUGCAGAUGAGAUGAAUGCUGAGCAAUCAACACCUCUGGAUUCCUAUGAGGGCACAAAAUGUAACCAAGACGCAUCACCCCUCCCUUCAGCAUACCCUGGCAUGCAGCAGCCCUUGAACUACAGUGAUGUUGGGAGCCUGAGGCAGAAGCUAGCUUCUCAAAAUGCCACUUUGGGAAACAGUAGCCUUGGUCUGGAAGACCCUGAGGCUCUGCAGAGUGUCAUGGAGUCUAGCAAUGACUUUGCAGACAUGACUACUCUGGUGGCAGAUAUUCACCUUCCCCAACUCUUAAACUUCAACACUGGCCUUGACCAAAUGGAAGAUCACACAGCAAGCCAAACCAAAGACUCCAAAGACAUCAGGAGGGACCAGGCCCAGUCACGCACCAGCAUCUUUAGUGGACUAUCUGAACUGGGCAUCAAGAAAAACCAGAAAGUCUCUGAUGUGUUUCAUGGAGCUCUUCAGGCCAGAACCCAUCACGAGGAUAUGCUGAAGGAAGAUGAUCCUGGAACCAUAGACAACACGGCCAACCACGUGCAGGGCAAAUCUCAGAUAUUUGUACCCAAGAGGCCCAGCGUAGCAAGGGCACAGGGGAAAGAAAAGGCCAAGGACACCAGAGGAAACAGCUCCAAGAAAACAGAGGAGCUGAAGCCAUCAAGUCACAGAGUCAAGGCAGAAGAGAAGCCCGCCAUCCCAAAGACCAAGAGGAAGAGGAAUCCACCUGAGCUCAGCCAUGACAGCUUUAAGAAGCCUCGAACUCACCUCGGCAUGCACAUGCUGGCGUCUGUGCAGGUCUUUCACCCACUGGGGAAGAAGAGUGAGAGGAAAACUGGCGUCUCCUCCUCCCGGGCUCUGCUGAACUUGAGCAGCAACAAAGAUCCCAGGACAGGCCCAACCGCCACAUCCCUGGGAGAUGCGCCCCGUGAGGGUCGAGGCCCUGGUAGAAUCCCGGGCAAUGCUCAGAGAACAGAGAGCAGUGCUCCCAAGCGGUGUCCAUCUCUGUGCCUGGAUGAGCUGUCCCCAGCUGGGAAGGUCAAAUUAGUACCUCUGCCUUUCCUAGCCCUGGACAAGCCUCAAGACAGACCUGUUUCCAGAAAGCUUCACUGCCUGGCUUCGCACAGGCCCACUACAGCUUACCCAGUGAGGUCUCAAUCCCACACUGCUAGGCAACCCAAACUCAAGUCAUCCCAACCAGCUCCUGCCAGCACAUCACUGAUGGCCUCUGACAAGUCGGCUCUGCCAGUUGCCACCAGUGCCACACGUCCAAUUAGAAGCAAGCCCAUCCAGUCUUGCCCUGGGCCUCAACCGCCUGCCUCUUUGCCUGCACCCUACAGAGCAUCAUCUCACACUUCACUCCACAGGGAGCCUCUUUCUUUUGCCACAAACAAGACCCUAGAUCCUCCCCAGCCUCAAUCCCAAUACCUGCGGCAAGAUUUCAGCCACUUACCAAUUCCUUGGAAGAAAGUCAACAUUCCGGGACCAGUCAUCUCACAGCCUAUCACUGAAGAGCAGAGGCCAGAGAGGGAGGCCAUGAAGAGGCGGGCUCAACAGGAGAGAGAGAAUGCUGCCAAGUGUACCUCUCUGGGAAAACCACAGCUUUUCCUUCAGAGGGAGAAAGAUAUGGAAAUUUCGAGAUAUUAUGGCUAUGCAGUGUAA